Porites evermanni is the source of this 3138-nucleotide messenger RNA. The record is from the annotation of a GenBank genome assembly. Lineage: Eukaryota; Metazoa; Cnidaria; Anthozoa; Scleractinia; Poritidae.
AUGAACAACGCGGUUCAGUUAUGGGACGGACAUCUUUCUGUGAUCACAAGGCCUGUUCCUCAUGUUCAAAACCCGACCGACGUUGUCGUUAAAAUCACAUACUCGGCGGUUUGUGGUACAGAUCUGAAGAUCCUGGAAGGCAAGUUUCCUUGUGAGAAAUCCGUUAUUAUGGGGCAUGAAUUUGUUGGCGUCGUCAAAGAAGCUGGAAGUGAAGUUAAAAAUGUGUCUGUUGGUGAUCGGUAAGUGUCCUAUACUCAUUGAUUACUUAAAAGCUCACAGCAAUCGUGAUACAGUCGAUACCCGAUAACUCAAACUCAUAACUCGAACUCGAAAAAAGUUCCAGUUAUCCAUAUCGCUCUGGAGCUUGGAGCAAAUACCCAGAAAUAAGGAAAUGAGAUGUGGAAGGAAUGCAAGCAUCAUGCACACUUCACUUCAAGGGUAGCAAGAGAUAUAUUGAUAUUUUUUUAAAAGGAAUAUAAAGAACACAUAGUUGUUUUGAUAAAUGGGUCAAUUUAGGUUACCCAUUUACCCCUUCCUUAAGCCAACAUUUUGCCUUAAAUGAGAUAGGGGAGGGCUAGGCAGGCAGUUUUCCAGAAACCUAAUAAAGGGGCAGUGUAACAUGCAGACUGUGGACUGACUGGGACUAUUGCUUUUAGGGUUAGAAAACAAUGACUGUUGUUGUCACCUACUCAUUUGCAUGGUGAAAACACUAGUCCAAAGUCUGUGUUUUACACUGACCACCUGAUAAAUUGGAUCAAUAAAUUCAAUGGUUCAGACUGCAGUACAAUUUUCUUUUGACUUGUCAUGCGCUUAAACAAGGUUUGAGUUAUUGAGGGUAAAAUUAUAUAGAAAAUAAUGAUCUGUAGGGAAACAAAUAUUACUUCGAGUUAGCAGGAGGUUUGAGUUAUCGAGGGUUCGAGAAAUCGAGAGUAAAAUGACUGACAGUAAAUGCAUGGAUGAAAUCAAGGGGAAAUUCUGCGAUUUCAAAAUGGAAGUAAUAAUGGAAGUAAUAAAGUGGUAAUUGAACUUGUGAUUUCAAAUGGAACUCACGCUGUGCGCUCGUUCGAUUUUGAAAUCACGUGUAUAAUUUCAGACCAAAUUGCAGUCCACUCAGUUCAAUUACCAUUAUAAACAUGUCCAAUUUAGUCACACAAGCAUUGAUUUACAAUGGUAAUUGAACUGAGUGGAGUGCAAUUUGGUCUGAAAUCAUACACGUGAUUUCAAAAUCGCAGACCAAAAUUGCACGAAACGAAGUUCAAUUACCACUUUAUUACUUCCAUUUUGAAAUCGCAGAAUUUAGUCAUGACUAAUAUUUUAUUGACCAAGUAGCCAGUUUGAAAUCACUGGCUAUGCAUGCAAUCUGAUUGGCUCUCAGCGGUGUGAUUUAUUCCUAAGUCGCACCAUUUUUUGCUCUAAAUCGCAUCUGUUCCAAAUUGCGUCAUUCAUGUUCUAAAUCGCAUCAUUUCUGUUUCAAAUCGCACCAUUUUUGUUCCAUAUCGCAUCAUUUCUGUUUGGAAUACAAAAUGAGAUGUAAAAGCCUUUUUGUUUCAGCGUAUGAUUUCAGACCAAAUUGCACUAAGAAAAAAAACAUGGAGUAGUUCAUAAUAAUUGGUUCCCUUGACCACUAAGUUUAUCUCCGGACAUGUUGCAAAAAUUUCUGACAGACAAACAACUUAAUGAUAUUGUGCAAAAAUAAUGGCGGUUGCAGUUGAUUGCCCUCAUUUUCAAUCAGCUGUUGUUAAUGUAACAUAACUCUUAAGCAAUGCAAAAUUAUACAGAUCAACUUACAGGGCCAGCCGCAAAACUAUUUGAUUUUGAAGCCCUGCGUAAUUCAUAAUUGCAAGGUUGAUUGUGUUUUGUUUAUUUGGCAGUGUUGUCAUUAACCCCAACACAAGCUGUGGAAUGUGUGACAACUGUUCAAAAGGACUACCUCAUUUCUGCAAAUUUGAGGGCGUCAAGGCCACUAUUGGGAUAAGGCGGAAUGGAGGAUGGGCCCAAUAUUGUAGAUUACCAGCUAAGAAUACAAUUCCAUUACCCCAUCAGCUAUCUUUUGAGCUUGGUUUAUUGAUUGAACCAAUGUCGUGUGUCGUCCAUGGAUGGGAUCGCCUGCAGCCAAUUUCAGCCGAUGCAGAAAUCUUAAUUUGUGGUGCUGGGUCUGUAGGUCUUCUCUUCAUGUGCUUAUUGUAUUUCAGAGGCUACCGAGAGGUUGUUGUCACGGAGCUGUUAAAAGGACGUCAAAGGAUAGCACAAAAGCUUAAUUUCGGCUUCCAAGUUGUGCACCCAGAAAUUUUGGUUUCUGAAGCUAGAAAUGCAAAAAAUGAAGGGGAUGAUGACUGGGGUUUUGACAUUGUCAUUGAUUGUUCAGGAGACCCAAAUUCACUUGAACAAGGGAUAAAAUGGUUGCGUCAAGGUGGUAAAUUUCUUCUUUUUGGUAUAUCACCCGCUGGGUCAGUAGCAAAAAUAGAUCCUCAUGAAGUGUGUCUCAAGGAACUUAAGAUAAUUGCUUCAAGGAUUAAUCCUUUUACCUUCACUUCAGCCAUGCAAAUAAUUCAGGACAUGGGAGAAAAAUACUUGAGCUUUGAAAAAUUAGGCAUGCGCACAUUUCAUUUGCAGGAAUUCACUGCAGCUUUGGAAAUACAACGUAGUGGAGAAAUUUCAAAAGCCGUGUUUGAAAAUUAAGGGAAAUGGAAGUUUUUGCUACAGCUAGUAAAACAAAAUUAAUGAUACAUGUGUUGGACUCUAGAAGUUCUAAUUAAUUUUAGCAUGUUAACAGAAACAGUGCCUGCACUAUCACUCCUAAUUUGAAAAGUAGAGGAUCGCACUUUUUUCAAGUUUUAUAAUAAUGUUAAUAUUAACGAUAAUAAUAUCAUAAUAUUUAGACCUUUCUGGAAGAAAACAAUUUCAUGUACUCUUGUGCUUCAACAUUAUGUUUUCAAAACUUAGACUCCCACAAGUUAGCGUGGUUGAACAACACAAGUCACUUUGACUUAAUGGAUGACCCAAGCAAAAGGAUUAGUCUUUAAAAUACAUUAAUGCUAUAAGUGCAUUAACAAUUAUGUCACUCUAUAAAAUACUAACUACUGGCUAAAGAUGUACAUUUAUUACUGUAAACAAGUCCUUGUUAAUAAAGUACAUGUA